AUGAUAUUCUCCAUUACUGGCAUUGUUCUCUUUGCUUAUGCGGAUGGAUUUGGUAAUCCAAAUAUGUGGGGCGUCGUGUUGGCUGUAACGUCCGCCUCCACUGCAGCUGUUUACAAAAUGCUUAUAAAGAAAUUCAUUGGAGAAGCGUCGUUUGGAAAAAUUUCGCUCUUUCUCUCCUUAAUUGGUUUUGGAAAUUUGCUUUGUCUCUGGCCCUUCAUUCUCCUGUUUUAUUUGACAAAAACCGAGACAGUCGAUUGGUCAGUACUCCCCUGGACGCCAUUAUGUGCCUCCGCCGUCCUUGCAACAGGUAAAUCUCUCUCUCUCUCUCUCUCUUCUCUCUCUCUCUCUCUCUCUCUCUCUCUCUCUCUCUCUCUCUCUCUCUCUUUUCAUCAAUUCCUUUCUAAUUACUCUGGCGUCAUCACAUUCUCCAUUUUCCUAGAAAUGGGACUUCUUAUUGGAAUUCCGUUAUGUGCAGUUGCGGAUCUGGUGUGGAGAAACGCCCAGUUUCCAGGGAUGAAGGUAUCUGCCGCCGUGUUAAUUGAAAUUGGCCUGCUGCUCAUCAUUUUGCCGGAGGGAUGGCACACAUAUGUGAUGCGUUUGUGUCGCUGUCUAAAGCAAGAGCCCAACCCAGUCACAACAACGGUGAGCAGCGAUAUGCCAAGGCCUUCCAGAUUCGAAUGGCGAAAUACGACCUAUUGA
Acanthosepion pharaonis is the source of this 699-nucleotide messenger RNA. The record is from the annotation of a GenBank genome assembly. NCBI's taxonomy places the organism in Eukaryota, Metazoa, Mollusca, Cephalopoda, Sepiida, Sepiidae.